Molecule: messenger RNA, 6374 nt
Organism: Siniperca chuatsi (mandarin fish)
Lineage: Eukaryota; Metazoa; Chordata; Actinopteri; Centrarchiformes; Sinipercidae
Gene: pitpnm3
Product: PITPNM family member 3
Exons: 20
Coding region: 377-3253 (958 amino acids)
Biological process (GO): phospholipid transport
Cellular component (GO): cytoplasm
Molecular function (GO): phosphatidylcholine intramembrane carrier activity; metal ion binding; phosphatidylcholine binding
Source: RefSeq, a predicted model, not a curated record
CCGGGGCUUGUUUGGAGGAACUCUGGCUGAAGGUAGCGGCGGAGAGGAGACAGGGACGAGAGCUGGGUGGACAUGACAUGUGAGCCAAGUCUGCACAGAUAAAACAAAUACCCAAAGUAUGUCUGCGGCAGGGGCGGGUCGAUGCUCGGAGGGACUUCACACAGGUGAAUGAGAGCACAGCUACACAUUCUUCCGUUUUUGCUUCUUCCGCUUCACCCUGCUUCAGUCUGGCAGACGUCAAGGCGCAGCAGACAGGAGAGGGACGGAGGAAGAGCCGCUGUUUAAAUAACUAUCCUACAAAACGUUUCUGCGCAGAACAACGCGACGGCUUUACUGAGUGACCGCAGACAGACAGAGACACACGGGAGAGGACACUAUGUCAAAGGAGGCGAGACGAAAAGGAUCAUCACGAAAGCACAGCGCCACUCAUUGGUGUCUGCAGAAUAUUGCACAAGAAUCAGUUGACAGCUCCGAUGAAGAGUUCUUUGAUGCCAGAGCAGAUGUCAUGGAAGGGAAGAGCGCCAUUCUUCUGGGCAUGAGUCAGUGGAACUCAAAUGAUCUGGUGGAGCAGAUUGAAACUCUGGGACACAUGGAGGACCAGUCUCAUGAGGGUCUCUACCAGCUGGGUGGUCCACGCUGUGCCCCUCAGAGCAGCAUUGAAGGACUGGAGGACAUAGAGAGGAAAUGUAAGACGCAUGUGCUGCUGCUGGUAGUGCACGGGGGAAACAUCUUGGACACAGCAGGCGGAGACCCCAGCACAAAGGCUGGCGAUGUGGACACUCUGGCCUCAGUGCUGGAGAAGGUGACGCGGGUGCAUUUCCAGGCUGUCGCAGAACACGUGAUGAUCAAGCUGGUGCCAUGUCCGGCUGUGUGCGCUGAAGCCUUCUCCCUGGUGUCCAAUCUGAACCCAUACAGCUAUGACGAGAGCUGUGUGUCCAGUAGCGUGGAUCACCUGCCCCUGGCUGCUCUCCCCCUCCUCGCUAUUGUCUCACCUCGCUACCAGGACGCCGUGGCGACAGUGAUCGCCCGAGCCAACCAGGUCUACCACAGCUUCCUGCAGUCGGAGGACGGGCAGGGAUUCACGGGUCAGGUAUGCCUGAUGGGCGACUGUGUGGGAGGUGUACUCUGCUUUGACGCUUUGUGCUUCAGCAACCACCAGAGGCCUGGCAGCCCCAACAAUAGCAGCAGGAACAACAGCACUGAGAGCCUGAAGGAUAACUCGGGUCUGCUUGGGGAGUCCAGCCCGGGUCUGAGUUCUAGCAAGAGGCUGAGUAAGAGCAACAUCGAUAUCUCCGCGCCCAACGAAGGGCAUGGCCAGGGCGGGCCGCCGCUCAGCCGUAAGCAGAGCGACUCGUACGAUGGAGACACCUCGUCCACGGGCCAGCACAGCUUUUUCUCCAGUUUGAUGAAAGAGAAUGCUGAGGUGCGUGGCGGCAGUAGCACCAGUCUGGUGUUGAACCCCGGCCGAUUCGACUUUGAGGUGUCAGACUGCUUCCUGCUGGGCUGUCCGCUGGGCCUUGUCCUGGCCAUGAGACGCACUGUGCUGCCUGCUGUCCAGGUGAGCCAGCUCCAUCCAGCCUGCUCUCAGAUUUUCAACCUGUUUUACCCUUCGGACCCUUCAGCCUCCAGACUGGAGCCGCUGCUGCAGCCUCUCUUCCACAAGUUACCACCAUUUGCUGUGCCCCGCUACCAGCGAUACCCUCUAGGAGAUGGACGCUCAAUGCUCAUAGCGGAGAGUAUCCAAGGCCAUACAAACGUGUUUCUGGAAGAUGAUCAAACUCCUGGAGGUCCAGCUUUACAGCCAUCCUCUGAGACCAAGACUGAAGGAGGUGGAGGAGAAGAGGGAGGUCGUAGAGCCAGCGUGACCAGUGUAGAAAGUGAAACGUCGAUUUGCUCCAUGGGCCAGCUGGGAAACACCAUCGCUAACAUUUCCAGUAGCUGGUGGGGCUCCAAGAGGCUGGAUUAUGCUUUGUACUGCCCUGAUGUGCUGACUGCCUUCCCAACAGUGGCUCUGCCUCACCUUUUUCACGCCUCCUACUGGGAGUCCACUGACGUAGCAGCUUUUGUUCUCCGGCAGCUCAUGCGAUGUGACUGCGUGAAGACCCAGGAAGCGGACCAUUUGGACUCAGCUCCAUUCUCUCCCUCCAGCCCACGAGAAAAAUGGCUCAGAAGGAGGACACAUGUCAAACUAAGGAACGUCACUGCCAACCACAGGGUUAAUGAUGUCAUUGCCACCGAAGAUGGACCUCAAACUCUGGUUGGCCGCUUCAUGUACGGCCCCUUGGACAUGGUCACACUGACUGGAGAAAAGGUGGAUGUCCUGCUAAUGACACAACCUCAGUCUGGCCGCUGGGUGCACUUUGACACGGAGGUGACCAACAGCAGCGGCAGAGUCACAUAUACUAUACCCAAGAGCAAGAAGCUCAGUCUGGGAGUCUAUCCGAUAAAAAUGGUCGUCAAGGGGGAUCAAACAAGUGCAGAGGCCUACCUGACUGUGUUGCCACGGGGCAUGGAGUGUGUGGUCUUCAGCAUCGAUGGCUCUUUUGCUGCCAGUGUGUCAAUCAUGGGCAGUGACCCCAAGGUCCGCCCCGGAGCUGUCGAUGUCGUCAGGCAUUGGCAGGACCUGGGAUAUCUGAUUAUUUACAUCACAGGCCGCCCGGAUAUGCAGAAGCAGCGUGUGGUAUCCUGGCUCUCGCAGCACAACUUUCCCCACGGGAUGAUCUUCUUUUCUGAAGGCCUGGUUCAUGAUCCUCUGCGACAAAAGACCAUCUUCCUCAGGAACCUCAUACAGGAGUGUCACAUUAAGAUCAACUCUGCUUAUGGCUCCAUGAAGGACAUCUCUGUUUACAACAUGCUCGGCCUCAGCCCCUCACAGAUUUAUAUUGUUGGCAGACCUUCGAAGAAGUACCAAAAUCAGUGCCAGUUCCUGAGCGAGGGCUAUGCAGCGCACCUCUCCACCCUUCAGUUUGGGCACAGAGCCAGACCCAAGAAAUCCCCUUCGGUUCGUAUGGUCCUAAGGAAAGGCUCAUUUGGUCUCUCAGCAAAGCCUGACUUCCUGUGUAAGCGCACCCACCUGCGCAGGACCAUGUCAGUGCAACAGCCCGACCCGCCGUGCACACCCAACCCCAAGCCUGAGCGAGCCCAGAGCCAGCCAGAGUCAGAUAAGGACCACGGGGGAGGAGGAGGUGGAGGAGGAGGCGGACAAGGCACAUGGGGACGGGCCUCCAUGCAUCGUGGAGACACCACUCCCUGACGUCAAAAAAGAGAUGGAAGGAUUGCAGGUGGAUAGAAGAGGAUGAGAACAAAGAGGGCUUAGUGUCCAGGGCCAAGUGUCACCUCUAGCUACUGUACAUGUACAUUGGAUCCUCUGCUGGUAUCCCUCACAGCUCAGCUUUACCUCCUGCUUGGCCCUCUACACUUUGUCACCUGUUUGGCCCUUUUUUCGUGACCUGCUUGUCGGAUAAUGUCACUUAAUCUUCGUGCCUGAAAUUUUAAGCAGUUGCCGGGGAUGACAAUGAUUUUCGUGAAUGUCUGUGUCAAGCUCAAAUUGUGUCUAAUUGUAAAAUCAGAAUGUACUUCAGAUAGUAGAUAUACACACAUAUUCAUGCACACAUGCCCGCGCUUCGGAGGUUGAAAAAUGUGACGACAGUGAUGACUUUGAACCUGUUGAGACUGAGAGCAACAGAUUACCAGACGUUGCACCACACUCUGGUCCCAUUCAGACUGCUGGGCUGACAGAUGGUCAUGUUGACUCACUCCUGCGUUAACCCUCCACAGAUGUAAAUACUCAACACACAUCAUCCCUGUGUGGGCCUCUGGACACGGAAGCACUGUGACAUUUAGGUUCAAUCUGUACAUGAGCUCUGUGAUUUGGAGCCCCAAUCAGCCGACCUCGCUGAACGCUGGCCUCUGCCUCUAUUUCACUCCCACUGUUAGACAUCUCCCUCUCAUUGUGACUGGCUUACUACCCCCUUCUGUCCCCUCAACCAGUCAGGCAGAACAUGCCUUUCGACAGCUGCCUAAGACCAGGGUGCACAGCCGCUGAAGCGUUGUGGCAUGCACGGCUUGGCCACUGAGGUCGCAUUUGCACUAUCGAAGUACACUGCAGUGGUUCUCAAUUUAGCUGCGGUACUCGCUUCAGAAACAAAGAGUUGUAUUUGUAUUUUAUUUCAUUUGUAGUUUUUGUUUUUCCUGCAGAUUGUACACUGUCGCUGCCUGUUGGUAACUGUAACUACUGGAGGAUUAAACACAAGUAGUUUGUAGGAAACUGUGGGUUUGACCAAAACAUUUUUACAGAUUGAUAGGCACAGUUGUAAAAAGUGAUGAGAACUUGUUUAUCUAUGUGAUUAAAAUGACAAUGAGUGCAAUUAUCAUUGUUGGCAACAUUAGUUUAGUUGCUUGGUAGAUGCAGUAGCUUGCAGGAUAUUGUACAAUAGACCCCAUGCCAGUUGAUAUUCCAUAAGGAUGCCCUUGCAUCCAUUUACUGCAGCUGCACCAGAACCAGUAGAUUUGUGAUGAAAUCUGAUGCUGUCUUGUGCACUUGAGGUUGAAUUAAGUCUUACUGUGGCCAUGUUUAAAACUCUGUGCAAGUCAAACAUAUUUUUCUAUGAGGAAAUAUUGUAAAAAGAAAUAUUUUCAAUGUAUGUUUUUGAACCUUUUUUUGUUUUACUUGUUGAAUGGUUGAUUUUUGCCUUAAAUUGUUUUUGAUGUUGUGUAGAGAUACAAAUUAGGUUUGUUUGACCAAAGUAUUGAGUUUAACUGUGACUGUGUGCAAAGUGCAUUUUAUCUAGUUGAUAUUUUGCUUUGACAUGAUUUAGAUACUGUAUAUGUGUGCAUGUGUGAGUGAGUGUCUAGGUAUUUGUUGUAGAGUUGUAUUUACUGUGAACAUGAAGACAGCUAUGACAAGUAAAUGCCUCUGUGGAGGAUUUAGAGGACACAGGGAGGCCAGUGUUAACAUACCUGCAUGUUCUCACUGCGGCUCACUACUGCUGGCUUUUCAGAACUGAGCAUGUCUUUUUAUAGGUUUGGAUUGAAGCAGUGUGUCGGAGGAUUACUUAGUCGUGGUUUUUAUACCUGCUAUGAAAGAAAAAGGGCUUAAGGUUUCUUGGUUUAACUGAAAACCUGCACAGCGGAGUGGAGCGUGCGAGCCAGAAGGGAGCUGUCUUUGACUCUUUUUCUUUCACCGCCUGCACACCAUAGGUGGUACAGUAAUUAGCUAUUUGAUUACUACUAAGUAUGUAUGACUCCCUGUAGCACCGCCCCUGUAAUUGCAGUGCACCAGUUAGCAUUACUUGGUAAUUGUAUGAUAUUGUAGAAACAAUACUGAAAUACUUAACUCGAUUUUAUUUUGCAUUGAGAUUGUUAAUGCUGAAACAUUGUUAUCCAAGCAACGAAAUGAUCAUUCCCAUCAAUGAUCAAAGUGACUCUAUAAUACUGUAUAACACAUAGUGAUAUUUUUCUGCCAUGAUGAUACACCAGAGGAGUGAAAUAUUUAUGCUGGGCAGCAUUUUAGUACAACAAUGUUAAUAAAUGGCAAAUAAUGAUCUAAUGGUUAAAUGGUGAUUAUUCUGCGCAUGUUAAUUAUUUGAUAUUGUUAAGUAAUGGCUAUCAAUUGUUAUGUUUGUGGUUCUCUUAACUAAUAAUAGAGUAGUUAUUUGUAAAUAAGUAGUGUAUAAAAAUCACCAAAACCACUACAUGUUGAGCAAAAUCAAAAUCAGUACUUAAAUUAAAUUGGGUUUUCAAUGGUAAAAAUACUCUCUAACUGUAACUGAGGCAGGACAUUGUUUAUAAAGAUUGUGAAGUUACCUGUUACUUUUACCUCAGAAAUUCAUGCACUUAGUGGGAUUAAUCCAAACUGACAAAUAUGAUAAAUUCCUGUUUCAUUUUAUUCUUAGAUACUAAAAGGUAAUAAUCCCCACGGAAAAGAACAACAUAAUAUAUUGCAUAAUGUAAAAUUAUUGUAUUUAUGGAGAGAUUUAAAUGUUACACAAUUACUGUCUUUAAAUAAAUAUAAUCUCUCACUAAGUACUAAUUAAUAUUGUCAAAUGAUUAGUAUUCACCAAAUCAUGACUUAACUAUUGGGUAUUGACCUAAUUUGCCAUUUAUUAACAAUUCUUAAGACUUAUUAAUUAAGCUUUAGUAAGUUAACUAUCGUGGUAUGACAGCUUUUUUUUGUUGAUUUUAUUUAUUUUUGUGGUCUUAUUUUUGGUCUUGAGUAUUUAACACUGGCCUUUUGACCAGUGAGGAAAAAAGGUUUCACUGCUACAAAGUUUGUUUUGUACAGAUCUCCUGUGAUGAUGAACAUGUAAUUGUGUCUACUGGACUCAGUCCACCUUUCAUUAUUGCAUAAAUAAAGAUAUUUCACAGUUGAAGAA